Messenger RNA from Amoebophrya sp. A120, 4172 nucleotides. The record is from the annotation of a GenBank genome assembly. Lineage: Eukaryota; Dinophyceae; Syndiniales; Amoebophryaceae.
AGAUCUUGGGUAUUUUUAUUCCUUUUCCCUUUAACGUUAUCCUCAACAUAAAGGCCCUUCCUAUGGGCGCAUGAUCAUGAACAUGAUUUCCAAAAACAAAACCUGAAGAUCGAACAUACUUUAUCAAAAUAAUCAUUGUUACACUGAAAAUCACUAGAUUGUGUUGUUUGCGAAAGUUAAAGCACCACCUAAAUCAACGAAUCCAUGAAGCAGCCAAUGGCCCCCGCCGCCACCUCCUCGCGCGGAGGCGGUGGUGGGUCCUCGCAGCAGCCCCGCCCUGGACAACAACAUCCUCCGCACCAUGGUGCUCCGUAUCGCGUCGAGCGAUACCACUGGAGCGCUUUGUCCGUCGCCGAGUUUCGUCGUAAAAUCCAGACUUUCAGAAACCCCAUUGUGAUUGAGGGCAUGGGACCUCAGGUGCUGAACUACGAGGGCAUCGGAAAUUACAUGGAAAACGCACUGAGCAUCGACUUUUUGCGCAAGCAGGUCCGUGGCAAUCUGGUCUUGACGAUCCGAAACGCCGACGACACUGAAAAGGAUGCGACAUUCUCCGAGUUCCUUGCUGAAUUCGACGCUUGCGAAGCGGAAAGACAAGCCAAGGCCAAGGUAGUUGUAGCUGAAAACAGCGGCAGCUCAGGCUCCUCCUCUGUUCCUCCUCCUUCGACCGCGACUUCCAAAGGCGGGGUGUACCUGAAGGAUUCGGCCAUUGCGACCCAGUUUCCCUGGAUGUUCCAGAAGCACGUCCGGGUGCCGGCGUACUUUCUUCACUGCUUCAAGCACCGCACGCGGAAUAAAACCCUGCACGGCAGCGCGUACGUGCAUCCCUCGCUGUUCCUCGGCAACACCGGCACGAAAACGGCGCUGCACGUCGACCCCUGGCCGACAAACUUCUGGUGUUACCUGGUGGAGGGCGAGAAGAAGUGGACCUUGUUUCACCCGGACGACGCGCACCUCCUGCAUCCGACGCCGACACACGAGGAGCCGCCGUUCGCCUUUCCCAGUGUGGAAAAAUUGGAGGAGCUGGAAAAAUCCCAUCCGCCCUCGCGCCCGCGUCCCCGGCGCCUGGACUUUGUUCUCAAGGCCGGCGAAGUUUUGUUCAAUCCGGCCCAGACCCCACACGAGGUGGUGAACUUGAGUCGCACUUUGAUGGUCUGCGGGUUGUUCAUUGACCACUCCAAUCUGCAGCUUUGCCUGACGCACACCCGGCGGAUCCUGCGCAAGAUGGAGCGGGCACUCGUGGAAAAAAUCAAACAGGAGGAUACAGAAGGCAAGAAGGAGGCCACUGCGCCACCAAGCAUGCCGCAAGAAGCUGCCAGCGGGUCCUCCUCCUCGGGCGGAAAAAAGCAAUCGCCUCAGCAAGACGGUGACAGUCGCGGUACCCCCAGCGAGAUCGUGCUUCAAGGACCCGCUUCUUAUCCAGAACGAAAAUUUUCCACCGCCAUGUCAGAUAGUGGGGAGCAACAUGCCGGGCACAAGCUUGGAUCGCAAGAAGUGCGACUCAGCUCCUACGCUGCCUCGAGUGAAGCUGCGGACGACUUGAACAUGUUUGACGGUUGGACAUUGCACUCUGCGCACGCACGCGGAACGACCACGAGUAGAACGGUGACGACGUCAAAACUUGCCGCGGCCGCCCGUACAAACUCAAACUUGAGUACACUUGCGUCUACAGCGAGUUCCACCACGGCGACUACAAGGGCAACGGUGCCGCCGAGAAGCAGGCCGCGAACGAAUUCCGAGGACAGCACAGUAGCAUCUGCUUCUUCAACAUCCAACGGUACCGGCAAGAAACAAGGUAAACAAGCUGCAACUCAAGCAAAAGUAGCAAAUUUGAAGAGCGGGGGAAGUGAAGCAGCCGGAUCGUUGAAGAAGCUGGUCCAAGAUUGCGAGAACGGCAUGGAUGUUCUCUACUACGCCUUGUACGACGUCACUCCAUACACCAAAUCCGGGCAUCGCAAUCACGAAAUCGCCCAAGAUUUGAUCGUUGAGGAGGACGACGCGGAUCUUCUUGAGAACGACGGCACGCCGCUCCCACGCGUCCUGAUUGUGAACGAAGACGGCGUGGAGCGUCUGGAGGUCGAUACUUCUUCUACCGAAAGAACGAACGAAAGCAACUUGUUGCCCCGGACGAACUCCAAAAUUCCUCCCCUGCAGGCGAAGAAUGUGAUGUUCGACGCGAACGCGCCCCAGGUUGCGACGCUGCAGCGGCCGACGAGGGCCACGAUCCCAAACCCCGAGGAGUUCUUUCAAACGCCGAUGAAUUCCUUUUACCAGCAGCAGCAGGGUCGGGAAUCGGCCGUGUUUGCCGGGGCGGAUGGAGUCACGUACAUGGAGAGCUACCCGUCGGCUGCGCUCUCGGACACGGCGGCGCUGGACCCGGACCGCAACCUGUGGCUGCGGUCGGAUCUGAAGUCGCGCAUGAUGGCCGACAGCAAGCUCACGGCCUAUAUGGAAGUCAUGAUGAGCGGGGACCAAGCAGCUCGCGCUGGCGCUUCCUCUGGUGCAGGAGCGCCGCAGGGAAACCACCAGGCAGUGGCGGACCGCCUAGCGGCAGGUCGUUGGAUGCGCGGCGAGCGGUCAAACGCCGCUGUGUCGACCACUGCGACGACCGACGGAGGCGGAAGCAGUUCCCCUUCAUCGACGUCCGGCGGAGGUGCUAGGAGUGGCCGGGCAAUUGAUGUGUUCCGGACCGACGCGACGGCCUCCAGUGAAGGCAGCAGUACUGAUGGAGGAAGAACUGCAGGAGGCGGAGGUAGCUUUACAAGAAAUCCUUCCGCACCACAAGCGAAACCGACAACUACAGUCGGCGCUUUUACUGCGUCGCCCUACGCAGCGUUGCUGACGCGAAGUCAACUCGAGUUUCGCAUCUACCGGAGGAGCUGCAUUUUGCAAGCGUUGGAAGAAAUCGACUUUCCGGAAUUGGAAGACGAUUUGCACUUUUUCCGUCCGGAGACGCCAGGCUCGAUGGUGGGGCUUUUCCCUUUGCAUGAAGGAUUGCAGUAUGACGAGCGUACGCGCCAGAGCGAGUUUUGCACGGCCGGCCUCGCUAGCGCUCCGGUUUCCACGCACAAAGUGCAAAUCAGUGUUGUGCGGCAGGCGUCUGGUGCGGACGGAGGUAGUGGUCGCUCCAGUGGGGGCAGCACGUUUUACUUCCCAGCUUCAGACGAGGUCUCCCUGGUGAGCGCCACGAACGCCAGUGGCAACGAUGUUUAUCCUACUUCGCCGAUUGGUGCUUCUUCUGCCGGAGUGCCUGCACUGGAACGGGCAACUUCAAAUCCCUUGAGUCGCCAGAACUCUCUCACGAUCGAGAAGCAGAACUCAGAUACCCGCUAUUUCGUUCAAGGGAAGUGGGACCCAACAGUCGGCGAGUUUCGGCCGUUGCCUCGCAGUCCUCCACCCGGGAGUCCGAAGGGAAACGUGCACUUUUUUCGAAAUGGCCACAAGGAGCGCGAGGUUGAUCUUGAAACGAAGCCAGAUCCCGUAAUACACGUUCGGUAUUUUGUAAACGGCAAGGCGGUCGACUUUGUGCCGCAGAGCUUUGCUAACGCACCCGUUAGCCGACUGGAGUCUAAGCAUUGAAACUGAAGACCCUGUAGGACAGAUAGGUAUGGCGAAGAUCGCGAUCGUUUUCAUGAUGGAAGAAUAGCUUUUGCUUUAUGCCUUCUCUGCACGGAGGACACAGCAUCAGACGAGUUACAGAUGUUGCGAGAUUUCGCUUUAGCUAUGUUUGACGAUAGUUUUGUCCUUACUUCUUUUUACAACUUCUACAAACUACAUUUUUGGUUUUGCCGCCUUCUUGACGAAGGUGCGUCGCGCGCACCCAUGUGGAUCAACGCGUCGUGAUACGUGACGCUGCGGAAUAAACAAAAAGCUACUUCUUCCUCACCGGCAGGUGUUUUUUUUUUCUUUUCAAUGUUGUUGAAUGAUGACGACACAAGACUGUCACAUUUGCGGUUGCGAUGCAGCUGACCAUGUAUUGCAUGAUUACGAUUAGCUAGGUAGUAAGCCUGCUGUUCUGGUGCUGGAUAAUCUCUUGCUGAAGGUAUUCAUUGGCAAGGGCGAUCGCGAUGCAGACGAACGAACUGUCCGGCGGAAGUGUUGACAAAAAGUGAACGCGACGUAAUGUCACCAGCGUUUUUCCGUCAAUUCAAAACAAUGAAAAAUCGCGAAUCGGU